AUGGUGUCUGUUGAGGAAGCUGUCAACACCAGCAGCAGCGAUGGCGAGAAGAAUCAAAUCAACAACAAUCCAUUUGAGCGCUUGCAGCCACCCUUGCGUAGCGAGGAGGACGAAAUACGAAAAGGUAUUUUUGGCCAGGCACUGCGUCUGCUGCACACUGCCACAGACGAGGUUAAGUUGCACUGGCGGCGUGCCAUCGAGGAGGCCAUUGCUGCACGGCAGCCUACACUACGCAGGAAUAAGAAGGCGGCACUUGUGGCGGAGGAGGCCGGUGAGGCGACUCUGCUCGUUACAUCUGCCGCAGUGAAGCGUUCCCGUGACGAUGAUAAAGGAUGGGAGGUUGACGCUGAAGACGUGGAAAAGAUAGGAAAGACAGAGGGAGGCGAGGGUGGGGAAACUCGCUCUGGUGGUGAGACUAGCACAGAUCGUUCUGGCUGCCAUACCACUGCCGAAGAUUCACAAGUGGAUAACACGGAGUUCAUUGCAGCAUAUCUCCGUACCUUACUUGAUAAGGUUGUGGGUCUAAGUCUUCUUGAGCUUCAUAUUGAAGCUCUACGGGUGUUGUGCGUCAUGCUGGGUAUUCCGCCCCCUAAGAGCCGCAGUAAAAUGACGUUCUACAGCACUCUCGCUAGCUUUUACUACACACACUGUGAGAAGCUUGGCAAGCGUGUUUCAAGCUCUCACAACUUGCAGGCACAGCUGAAGCGCGACGAACAGAUGGUUCGGAAACUGUGUUCAACGGGUUCCACAUCUCAGGCAAUUUCAGGUGCAAGAAGGAGCAGGGCGGCAGGGGCGACAGCAACUGCUGCGCCGCCGCCAGACACCACAGGUAAGGUGAAUAUCGCCGCUCUCAGCAGCGACGACAAAAGUGGGGACAACCACAGGAAGAAUGCUCGUACCAUGCCAACUAGUGGGGACGGCAUUGCUUCCACUAUAGACGGCACUUCGCGGACACGGCGACGCAAAUUUACUUUGGAUGCAGCAGCGGAGGCACGAAACAAAACUUUCAUGGAGGAAGAGGAAGACGCACCGGCGGAGGGGGAAGGCGAAUUGGAGUUGGAAGUGCGGCACAAUGGCAAUGUUUUCGCUAGUGCAGCUGCUGUCCACCAGGCGAUGGCGACACCGAAGAACAACGAUGAUGAUGAAGAAGAGGAAUGGACGAUGACGCAAUUGGAGAAGAAAGUGGCGUCGGUGGUUCAGUUAUACGAUCCUGUGACGUCUGCUGUGGUGGUGAAAAAAUUAGCUCAGAUGGGAUAUCGCAAGCCAUGCGCCAUGGAAACUGUAGAAGCAAUUCUACGCAGCUUCCAUCAGCGUGAGCUUGUGUUCUACGACAGCGGCAUUGCGUAUCUCCUAUAG
Messenger RNA from Trypanosoma rangeli, 1356 nucleotides. RefSeq lists its product as uncharacterized. The transcript has a single exon. The record is from RefSeq and is a predicted model, not a curated record. Bases 1 to 1356 code for a protein of 451 amino acids. Lineage: Eukaryota; Euglenozoa; Kinetoplastea; Trypanosomatida; Trypanosomatidae.